Lathyrus sativus (Indian pea) is the source of this 438-nucleotide messenger RNA. The record is from the annotation of a GenBank genome assembly. NCBI's taxonomy places the organism in Eukaryota, Viridiplantae, Streptophyta, Magnoliopsida, Fabales, Fabaceae.
AUGAAUUUUCUCUCUUACAAUGUUUGUGGGUUGAGCAGUUUCUUAAAGCGGAAACAGUUGGGUUCGUUAAUUAGGAAAGAUUGUUUUGAUGUUUGUCUGCUUCAAGAAAGAAAACUGAGUCAGUUAUCUGCUAUAUCAGUGUUUGAAUUAUGGGGAGGAACAAAUGUUGAGUGGACUUUUAAACCCUUUAUUGGAGAUUCUGGUGGUAUGUUACUUCUUUGGAAACAAGGUUUUUUUCCUUCUUGCUUCAGUUUUACAGGUGAAGGGUUUGUGGGUGUGGGUGGUUUUUGGAAAAACUCUUUGGUUUAUGUGGUGAAUGUUUACUCCUCUUGUUUUUAUGCUAAGAAGAGAAGUUUGUGGAGGUAUUUGGAGGAGAUCGAGAAGAGGUUCCUGGUAGAGGGGUGGAUUUUAGUGGAUGACUUUAAUACGGUGAGAUAA